Molecule: messenger RNA, 739 nt
Organism: Loxodonta africana (African savanna elephant)
Lineage: Eukaryota; Metazoa; Chordata; Mammalia; Proboscidea; Elephantidae
Product: gamma-crystallin B
Exons: 3
Coding region: 1-528 (175 amino acids)
Biological process (GO): lens development in camera-type eye; visual perception
Molecular function (GO): structural constituent of eye lens
Source: RefSeq, a predicted model, not a curated record
AUGGGAAAGAUCACCUUCUAUGAGGACCGGGGCUUCCAGGGCCGCUGCUAUGAGUGCAACAGCGACUGCCCCAACCUGCAGCUCUACUUCAGCCGCUGCAACUCCAUCCGGGUGGACAGUGGUUGCUGGAUACUCUAUGAGCGCCCCAACUACCAGGGGCACCAGUACUUGCUGCGCCGGGGCGAGUACCCCGACUACCAGCAGUGGAUGGGCGUCAAUGACUCAAUCCGCUCCUGCCACCUCAUCCCUCCGCACGCCGGCACUUACAGAAUGAAGAUAUACGAGAGAGAGGAAUUCAGAGGACAAAUGACAGAGGUCACAGAUGACUGUCCCUCUCUUCAGGACCGCUUCCACCUCAAUGAAAUCCACUCCCUCAAUGUGCUGGAGGGCUGCUGGGUCCUCUAUGAGCUGCCCAACUACCGGGGGCGGCAAUACCUGCUGAGGCCAGGGGAGUACAGGAGAUAUCUUGACUGGGGGGCGGUGAAUGCCAAAGUUGGUUCUUUCAGACGAAUUAUGGAUGUUUACUGAAAUGUUUGCAUUUUCCAUUUUUCUCUUUUAGAAUCUAUUAAAACAUUUAGCUUAUGUUUCUGGCACUAAUAGAGUCCUGUCUUUCUUGCAAUCUGUUGAGCACUCAAAAGCAAUAAUGGCAUUUGGUCGGCAUUUGGUCAAACACAAGAACACGUGUUUUCAAGAUGAAAAGCAACUUCUUAUGAAGAAUAUUAUUUCCAGUUUUUUUUUU